AACACCACUUUUUUCUUAGUGAUUCUACAUUUCAAUUUGUCCUAAUGAGGUCACCCAGUACAGCUUUCUGUAUAGGUCUUACAUAUAGAGCUGGCAUUAUUCAUUAACCUUUUUUAAUUGUAUUUUCUUGGCUAACUUGUCCUGUUAGAAUGUGCUACCUUCAAAAAGUAGAGCUGCAACUAAGUAAUUAGUGUUUUGUUUUUAGUGUUUGUUUCAGUGUUUUGAAUACUUUUGAAAACCUGGUUUAAAAAAAAAAAAGGGUUACUACAGUUACACAAUUUUCUUUUUCCAUAAGACUGUUAUAGGGUCUGCAACUAGUUAGCUUUAUUAUUAAUUUAAAAUGUCUUUAUAACAAAAAAAAAGAAUAAUAAACACUGAAAAAGAUUUUAUAAAAUUUCCUAAAAUAAUAAAUAAAUGGUCAAAUUGCUUGUACAUAAUUUCUUCACAUUUUAAAAGGUGCAAUUAGAUCAUUUCUUGCCAUUUGUAAAAGAAAAAAGCCCCAAACAAACCCCAAAACAAAACACAAUGAAAAACUACUAUUAGACUUUUAAAAUCUCCAAAUAAUUGUCUGAUUUCUUUUGACUAACUUAUAAAGGUGAUAUUUUUGUUUGAUUUUUUUUACACGACCUUUUCCCUUUGUUAUUUAUUUAUCAUUUAAAUUUUAAAUGGCAUAUUAUUUAAAAAAAAUUGUAAAAAUCUUUAUUAAUAAACACCCAAACACAAAUAAAUAAAGCAUGUUAAAAAACAUUUUGAAGAAAAGUGGAGCAUUUAAGUAAUACACAUAAAUAAACAGAAAAUAAUAAAGGAAAUAACUUCUGUACCAUAAAGAGUUGCUAACUAGUCAAUAAACUUGAAAAUUACACAAAAAAUUAAUGUUACGCUGGUGUCAUAUGAAAAUCUGUAGAAAAAAAAUCACUAGUUUUUACUUAAACAAUAUGUGUUUACAUACUUUCAUCGAUUGUACAAAUGGCAACUUGAAAGUUGUUCAAGAAGGUACUUUGAGAAAAGCAUCUCAAAUUUAUAUCUGUCCUUGCAACGAAUUCUUAAGACAACAGAUAAAAAAAUAACUUAUUCUAUGAUUCAGAUAUUAAAACAUGUGCUCACCUUUUUUAAUUUUAUUAGUGUGUUCAGGUUAUCAGGAAAGUAAAAUUUGACCUGAUAAUGAAGGAAAUGAAAAUUAAAUAUUUUGGGAAUAUGUAAAAAACAUACAUAUUUUACAAUUAUGGUUAUCGGAAAAAGCCUAUUGCUCUAUUUAUAUGUUUGUUUGUUUUUUAAAUAUUGUAACUGAUUUGUUAAAAUGUUUUGGCUGUAUUUGCAAAUGAUUAUAUUUUCUUUUUGUACUAUUCAUGUGUUUAGUCCGUUUUGUGCUUAAAUAUUAUUCUCAAUAAAAGUAUUAAAUUUCCCAGUUUUCAUUAAGUAAAGGUUUACUCAAAACAAAACAAAAACAACACCCAAGGUACAGAGUAUUUGCCAAAGGAAACACUAUUAAAUAUAAACAUGUCCUUGUAUAAGAUUAUAAUAACUGACAAGAAGCACUUCUAAUAUAUAUUUUUAAGAAAGUAAAAGUAAUGAAAAUGCAAAGAAAUACCAAUACAGUACUUUAAAAAUACAUAAAUAGAUAUUUUUUUAAAUGUCAGGUAUCAAUUUAAUGGAAAUUUGCUUUAAGAAAUAAUGCGAAAAAGAACACGUUAAUGGCAGUGUUAAAACGUGGUCUGAAUACUUUAGAAAGGUAAAUGUUAUUUAUAAUCAAAGUUAUUUUAUUUGUAUUUAUUUAUUUUGCGUUUUGCUGGCGUUUAUUUGUCUUAAAUUAGACAAAUAUUCCAUUGAGUUUUGUCUGGAUUCUUCUUCGCUGCUUUCUGUUGUCAUCUGCAACUUCCGCCCAGCAGUAGCGCUAACUUCAGUCCUCCACACAGGCACCACUAAACUAAACUCUGCAGCUGUGCUGCUGUCGUUCUACAAGUUCGUGAAGGAUAAAAUCUCUUGAGUAAAGUAACGUUUGGAGCCUGUCAUCUGCUGAGUUUACCUUAAAGAGCUUAUCUUAUCGAUUUGAUCUUAGAUUAGCUAAGUGCUUUUUAGUUAGCAUGCUGCUGCCUCAACACACCAGACAGAUCCUCUUGGCUUAAUUUGAUUUAGUCAUGACUGAAUUAAGAUGCCGGAAAUCAGAAACUUUGGAAGGAGAUAAUGAAGAGGAAGAGAAACAAAAGGAGUCGGAGCUGGAGACCAAACCACCAGAUGUUGAACAGGUGAAUGGGUCCAGCGCUGCAGCGGCUGAUGGCUCGCAGCAGAAAGAUGAAGGUGAAGUUAAAGGCGGUCAGCAUGAACAGGAAGAAUCAAGCAGAGCCCAGUCAUGUGUCAAAGCCAAGGGCUUAUCUGCAUCUGUUUUCUUACAGCGGCUAGUUCGGGUGUUCUUUGGAUGUCUGGCAUCUGUUGCCUGUGGCAUGCUGUAUGCAGUGUAUCUGUCCACAUAUCAUGACAGGAAGUUCUGGUUUUCAACUCGACAGGAGCUGGAACGUGAAAUCACUUUCCAGGGAGGCAGUGGGGUCUAUUAUUACUACUACAAGCGUUUGAUCGCAGCACCAUCCUUUGAGCGAGGGUUUUAUGAGCUGGUGGUAGAUAACAGGACCGUUUCAGGUCAGACCAUUAACGCAGUCGAGCGUUUGUCUCUUUAUCCGGAGCUCAUCACAAGCUUCAUAUACAGAGUCACAGGCAGCCAGGAUUUUGUGGAACCGAUUUACUUCUACAUUGGAGCAGUUUUGGGCCUGCAGGCGGUCUACGUCACUGCCCUCUUUGUGUGCAGCUGGGUGAUGAGUGGCACCUGGGUGGCUGGCAUGUUGGCCGUGGCCUGGUAUGUGAUCAACAGAGCAGAUACAACCAAAGUGGAUCAUGCUAUUCCUCUGCGGGACAACUGGGCUCUGCCUUACUUCUCCUGGCAGGUCACAGCUUUGACUGGAUUCCUGAGAAACAAAAUCGGCUCUUCAACUGAGAUGUUCUGCUAUCUUACCAUGAGUGCCACCACCUUCACCUUCCUCCUGGUCUGGGAACACAGUCACUACGUGCUCUUCAUCCAAGGCUUCUGUCUUUUUCUACUUGAUUCUUUUGACCUGGUGCCACCACGUAAGAUAGCUGACAUCCACAAGGUGUACCUCAGCUCCUUGUUCCUGGCCUACAUGUUCCAGUUUCAGAACACAGCCCUGCUCAGCUCGCCUCUGCUCAGCCUCCUCAUUGGCUCAGUUCUUGCGAGGUACUUCCAGCAAAGGAUGAAGGUGGGUCCUCUUGUGGCAAGAGUGAUGAAGCUCUUCCUACAUUUUUACCUGGUCUUCACCUCUGGGAUCACCUACAGUUAUUUGGUCAAGAAACUAAUUGCUGCAAAUGAGAGCGACUUCAUAUUGAAGUUCCUUGAAGUAAAAUUUGGACUCAACACAACAACCGACUUUGUCCCCAACUUCCUCUUGUGCCAGGAGAGUUUCCAAACGCCCGGUCAGGACUUAUUUCUACGUCUGACGCAGGCCUCGGUCCUCCCCUUCUACUUCCUCGUGCUCACCGUGUGCCUGCUUUCAGCCUUACAGGCAAUCUACAGAAGGCUCAGCGGUCAGCCAUUGUGCAAAACCUAUAGCCUUGAAAAUGGAGGAAUAGGAGAGAAGCCAGAGGUCGUCUAUCAUGUUUUCCACACCAUGCUGUUUGGGGGUCUCGCUCUGCUCUUCGAUGGGAUGAAGUAUUUAUGGACACCAUACGUCUGCAUGUUUACAGCAUUUGGGGUUUGUUCUCCUGACCUCUGGAUGACAGUGUUUAAGUGGCUCAAACUGAAGUCCAUCCACCCUGUAGUAUUGUCCUUGAUUCUGAGCACAGCUGUUCCCACAAUCAUUUGCUUCAGUUUGUGGAGAGAGUUCUCUCCUCGCGUCUUAGCAGAGUUAUCAGAACUGCAGGAGUUCUACGAUGGAGACACAGUGGAGCUGAUGAGCUGGAUCAAGUCACAGGCUCCGGUGGCAGCUGUGUUCGCAGGCAGUCCACAGCUGCUGGGAGCAGUGAAGUUGUGUUCGGGUUCAGCUGUAACUAGUUUACCUCUUUAUUCAGACAUCAACCUGCUGAAGAGGACUGAAGAUGCGUACCAGGUGUACGCAAUGAGAUCUGCAGAGGACAUCUACAAGCUCCUGACCGCCCAAAAAACGAACUACGUGAUCAUCGAAGAGUCGAUUUGUAAUGAGCUCACUAUUAAUAAGGGCUGUAGGAUCAAAGACCUGCUCGACAUCUCCAACGGACAUAUCGUCUAUGACAAAGGUGAGAUAUACUCCUUCUCCAAAUAUGGACGAUUCUGCCACGAGAUAAAGAUGAACUACUCGCCCUACACAAACUACUUCACACGAGUUUUCUGGAACCGCUCGUACCACGUCUACAAAGUGAACUCUGUCAUCUCCUUUCAGUACUGACGGCCAAGCGUGGCUCUGCCCCUCCUCAGGUGUUCCUGAUCGUAUCCACAGAUCGGCACACCGGGGCGAAAAAACUCUGAUUAUCAUGGUGUCAGUGGGGAAGCUGCACAUUCAAACACAAACAGUGAGGCUCAGCUGAGCACACUGCACCGGCCAAACAACAUGUAUGGACGGCCAUAUUAUUAAUCACUGUACUGUAGUUUUAUAAGCCAUGUGUUACUGUUAAUGUUACUAUGAAUGGUUUCAAUGAAGGUGUGAGUCGCAGAGAUCAGUGUAGGCUGAGAAGGGGAAAGUGUUUGCCAUGAAAUGAAGCAGCCAGAGGUUUAAUCCUGUUCACUGAUUGGCCCUUUUGUGCUGACAGUGAUUGGAUAGGAUGCAUAAUUAUGUUCCUUUCCUUUAUUUUCAAUCACUUUUAUCAAGUUUAUUUUUUUAAACACCUGCAAAACUGUAGACCUUUGAAUCAACAUCAGUUAGGGUGCUGAUUAAAAAAUUAUGGCAUUAGCAUUUAGCUCAAACCAGAGCUCCACAGACACUCCAGUGUGGCUCUUGACCCUUUUUUUUUGGGGGGGGGGGGGGGUUAAACUCCUUUUCUUGGGGAAAAAUCUUUAUGCAUUUAAUUUGAUUUUUGUCUUAAAUGUUUUGCUUUUCUGUUCUGUUCAUGUGUUAUAAUCACGCUACUGUUGUCUACUUAAAGAGAAAUGGGUGUCUUCUGUCUAAAUUAUGAAUUUCAUGUAUUAUACUAGCAUAGUUGGAUCAUUUUUGUCUUGAUUUAAAGGAAAUAAUUAGACUGAAUCACUGAGCUAAUAAUCAUAAUCGGCAAUCAAGAAUUUCAAAAUGAAAGUGCUUUAUAACAGGAUAACACGUAAGAUUAGUCAGAAUAGUUUUUCGCUUGAUUAUGUAAUUUUAAGGUUACCAAAAAACCAAAUAGUGACAAGCAUACAUGCUCUUGCUUUCUGUCAUGUUCUGCCUUUGUUUGCUUAUGAAAUACUCAUGCAGUGCAUGUGUACGCGCUGUUCUUUGAAGGGUUGUUGCUGCUUUGGUCGGCUUUCGUGGGAAAGGCGUCUCUCUGUACUGUUUGCUGCUUGUUGUGUGCUCUGAUCUGUUAAAGGGAAGUGGAAGAAGACUGUCCAGAAAAGUGUUAUCAGUUUUUAUUUGUUACUGCUGCCUGAAAUCUACUGAAAAUAACUGAUAUCUGAAGUAGGCAUGUCUUUACACACACAUUUAUAUGUCUGAACUCACUGGUUGCUCCUAUUGUGCUCUGCUUUUUUUAUUUUAUUUCUUUGACAUGAGAUGGUUGUAUUCAUGGCCUAUAUAAAAAGGGUUGACUGAACUACCCAGGACUUGCACAACCUUCUGCAAUCUUCUAAACUGAGCUUUUUCAGCAUUUUAAGGUGGUGGAGGCUGGUCCUGGAUGCCUUAUGUAAAGACAUGGCUGCCAUGUCUGUAUUCAUCACUUCCAGGCAUGACUGAUAAUUUCCUAUCCCCGAGCUGUUACCUUAGGGUUUUGGUGAUGAAUUCCUCUUGGUGCUGUCAUACAGAUAACAAGGUGGCCGUGUGGUGAGUGUGUGAGGUGAAUAAAUAUAACACUGAGCU
Messenger RNA from Haplochromis burtoni (Burton's mouthbrooder), 6017 nucleotides. Its product is annotated as dpy-19 like 4. Lineage: Eukaryota; Metazoa; Chordata; Actinopteri; Cichliformes; Cichlidae. The record is from RefSeq and is a predicted model, not a curated record. The transcript is spliced from 19 exons. Gene Ontology annotation, molecular function: mannosyltransferase activity. The coding region runs from base 2136 to 4424 and encodes 762 amino acids. Gene Ontology annotation, cellular component: nuclear inner membrane.